Molecule: messenger RNA, 316 nt
Organism: Paramecium primaurelia
Lineage: Eukaryota; Ciliophora; Oligohymenophorea; Peniculida; Parameciidae
Source: the annotation of a GenBank genome assembly
AUGGAUUUUACAACUAAUCAUAAGUCACUUAUCAUGGUGCUUGUGUUAAUGAUAAAAAUUUUGGUAGAUGGGAUUUAUUCUUUAAAGGGGAAUAUGAAGAAGAAUUUAAGAAGAUGUAAAAUUUAAUUAUAAAUAUUAUUCAAAAAUAUUUUAGUGGUUGUGGCUAAUAUGCUUAAUGAAGGUAAUGAGAUUAGGGUUGGGAGAUGGACUGAGUUGAGCAAUGGAUUUAAGGAUGAUUCAUAAGUGACUUAAAAAAGGCGAAUAAUUAAAUUGUAAAAAAGUUGGUAAAUUGGAUUCUUAUUUGAAAAUUUAUGAG